AGUGGCAGCACUCGUCCCGUUGAGUUACCCACCAGCGUGUGUCACAUGACGUCAUACCAAAAUCCACUGUAUCCAUCUGAUCUACAGGUGCAGUUAACGCUUGGAGCGCUGAGUCCUGGAUACCACUACGUCUACCAGGCCGGAGAAGAUGGGGUGCUGCUUUAGUAAGGAGCUCAACCCCGGCCUGCUGAAUGAGAGGAGCGGUCUGUUGCAACCCCCGCUCCACGAUGGGCUGAAUGAGGUGACGGAGCAGGUCAGACAACACGCUGGGGCUAUAGCUCAGCAUGUGUGCUUGGAUGAAGAGGAGACAUGUGUUGCAGAUGGAGUGGCUCACGGGAAGCCUCCGGAAGAUGAGGAGAGAAUAAAGGAACCGGACAACAAAGUUUGGACGGAGGCAGUACUUGUCAACAGUAACAGCACCACGUGCAGUGACAGCAAUCUUAAACCAGUGAGCACUCCUGAGGAGAAGAGAGCUAUUAUUGUCGCAACCAUCGCAAACAUACACACGGACAUGGACGCAGAGGCAGGCGCGACACACGCUGCCAGGCCCAGCUGUGGACCAGCUCCGUAUAUGGAGGUGCCCACACACAGUCCAGUCAAACAGAAGAUUAUGGAGAAUGCAGCACUCAGGGCUUCAUGGUUCCAUCAGCUGCCAGAUGGGCAGAAUCAGCACACACUGUUAAGCUGUUGGUCAACUCCUACCAAGGUACCCCCUGGAAACUGCUGGGGUAACAACACAGUGAGUGGUGACCUGCCAUCGGCACAGCAGCUGGUCAGUGGAUGUCAGGGGACUCGGCAGGAUUCACCGAAAGCUGAGCACAAGGAUGAGGACAGUGAGGAGGUCUGUGUCAUCUCAACAAUGCGUCAAAGCUUCGAAACGAGGACCCGGAACUUCUACAGCAUAUGUUCUAUUGACGCUGAUGACCUUGAGCGUGACCAUGUCUCCAGCCAGUCUCAAACAGCUGGAGCAACACAGUCACUACAUACAGCUGAAGUAGAAACAGCCGCUCUGCCUGACAUUGUGGAGUCUCCAGUCUCUAGCCAAUCCCACGAGGAGGCAUCCACAGCCUGUGACCAGUUGCAUGUCACAGAAUCUAAAAUGACCGGUCAGUCACAUGAUGAGGAAACAGCUCUGGCACAAUCACAUGUUGCCGAACAGUCUUCAACUGUCCUAUCACAGACUCUCUCAGACAACUUGCUCCCACCGGGGCAGAUAACCAUGCCCCAUCCUGUUUUAUGUACACAGAUGGUGAACCUUCAGUGUGACUUUCUGUCUUUAUCCAGCAAUCAAAUAAACAGUGAGGAACCUCAGGUGUCUGCACAGGACAACCCUCAGUCUGAAGAUCUGAAUUGCCAGACAACUGCACAGGAGACAGAUGAGUCUAAGGAUGAGAUAUUAAUGACAUCAGACACAGAUAAAAGUUCAUGUGUGGAGGGUGAGACAGUGAAGGGGUCAGAGGAGAUGAUACUUGAAGAGGAAUGUGUGUGUUUGGUGAAAAAGAUGGCAUACUUGGAGGACCAUGAAAGAGCAGAGACACUUCUCAGUGCCACAGAAAAAACAGUCGUCAGAUUCCAGGAGGAAGAGUUGAAUCAGGGUGUGGAUUCUGAUUUUAACAAUCUAGACAAUCAUCUGCACGAGUCUGACUUGUUAGCAGAGCAGCACAUCCAAAGUUUGCAACCAACGACAAUUGAAAAUCCUGAACUGCAUACUUCAGAGGAUAGUCAGAGAUCUAGUGCUCCAACAGUUGGCCUCAUCCUCAAUCUGCUGCAGAAGGAGGAGGUUGCUUUGCCUCUGCCUGAAGGACAGAUUAAGAUAGAUAAAUCCUCACUCCAAAAUGAGGCCAUCCCUGUGAGUAUCUGCAGAAGCCACAGUGAGGAGGGUGAUGUUGGUCACAGCAGCACAGCAGAUACAACUCUUACCGAAGUGUCCUCAGUAUCCACUGUCUCACCUGUGUCGUCUCUGCCCAUUGAACUGGCUGCCCUUUCCUACCACUCAAAUCCAAUACCUCUCUCAGAUGUAAAAUCCACAUCUCACCAGUGUGACUCAAUCACACCUGACAAAUUAGAUGUUAAUUCAAACGACCCAACCUUUGAAUUGAGUAGAAUUGAGCCUCCUAGACACGAUGUUAAACCUGAAUUCACUGAAUCUGAGCAUGUUGAUGCCAGGUUUGAUGACUGUGACAAACAACUUGACAGUUCUGAUGUUAAACCUGAAGGGGUAUUGGCCUCUCUUAAAAGUGACUCAGAUGAGCCUUUUCAGGAUAUGAGCGGAGAUGACAGACGGGCAGACAAAAACCCAAAACCAGAAACUUGUGAGCUGAGAAAGCAUGUUGACAAAGGUGAUGUUACAGCUGAAAACACCUCUCGCCUAGAGACAAGUGAUGAAACAUGUGACCUGUUGUCAGAUUCUUGUGAUGGAAGUAUGGCUGUAAAUACAAGAACUACUCUGAAUGACCCUGAAGAUCCUGAGCGAGGCUUUGAAGAUGCCAGUCUCAGCCCACUCGCACAGCCUCGUCUUACUGAAAGCGAGCUUUCUGACACUUUCUCGACUCCUCUUUACUCUUCCUUGUAUCCAAGCAAAUCUUCUGAAGAAACCAAGCAUCAUUUUUGUGCAGAGACUGAAGCUGAUGCUACUGAGAGUGGAUGCAGACAAACAGAACUAAAUGUAAACCCACCAGAGAAAGCAUUCAUGUAUGAGUGCGAGGGCGGAGAAGAGACAACACCUGUACAAGGGACUCAGAUUGAUCUGCCCCUCACUUUGUCAGUCGAGCAUGAAUCUGCAGAUACAGUAGAACAGCACACCUGCAAUCCUCAAAUAGCCUCUGAACCCCCAGAAUUAUUAAUCUCCAGUGUUGCCUCGGACUAUGUGAACCCUGAAGUCAGCAUUGGCCUGCAGCAAGGCACUGCUGACUGUUUACUUCAAUCUGGAGAUGCAUCAAAUGGAUUUCACUCAGUGGAAAUGAAUGAGAUGAAAAUGCACGUGUCACUAGAGGAGUACCCGGCACUUGAUAAUGAUGUUCCUCCAGAAACUGACAUUAUUUCAGCUACUGAGACACCAUCCCAAAGCGUCAUGGUACCUGCUGACACAAGCAUCUGUGGCUCAUACGUGAUUUCUAAUGACUCCGGCUGUCUGGGUGACAAAGCCUCGGUGUCUUACUGCCAGGAGGACCCCACCAUGACUGUUGUGGACCCAGGUCAGAUUGAUGUUUAUGCCUCAACGCCGUCAUAUGAGAUUCACUCCCUGUGUCAACAGCCUUCAGUGACUGUUGAGGAGGGGGAGAGAGAGAGAGAGGGAGGGAUGAGGGAGAUGGUGUCUGAGCUGCUGGGAGAGGAUGCAGACUCCUCCGUCUGCCACCUCUAUCCCCAGCCCUGGAUCAAGCUGGGUCUGGAGGAGAGCUGUGGGGGGUGGGCCCAAGGUUCAUGUGAGGCUCAGCCCUGCCAGGGUGAGAGCAAGCCGGGCACCGACUCACAGGAGAUCCCGGCCUUGGUCUCAGAGCUCCAGCCUUCUAUGGCUCUGCUGGGAGCUUACCCCUACAGCACUGUGAUGCCUGAGGGACCCUGUGUGUGGGACUGGCACACAGAUUGCACUCAGUCUGGACUUGUUGCUGCCCCAAGCCUUAAUCCUGAUGCUGAGGUAUGGACCAAUCCCAACUUUAACUUGGACAUUUGUGGCCCCACCUACCUGGAGCCUCAGCAGCCAUGGGUGCACUUCACCAAUGAUCUGACCAGUCAUGAAGGAUACAUGCCAGAGAUCCAGUUGGAGAGUGUGGGCCUAACUGAGGCUGUGGCUGAGGGAGAUCCCAGCACACUAGAGUACCAGGUGUUUAGUGGUGAAGCCCCUAUAGAUAAUGAAGAGCACAGUGAUCCACCUGUCACAGAUGACAUCAGACAACAGCUGAGGGCAGUUUUGGAGUCCUGUCUGACCAGGGAGCACCUUGGCAACGACCUGUAUCUCAUUUCUCAGAUGGACAGCGACCAGUAUGUUUCCAUUCAAACUCUGGCCGGCCUUGACAUUAUCAAGAAUAUCAGCACAGACCUGGACCUGAUCUCCGACAUUUUGAAAUCCCUGCCGAUGAUCCAGUUCUCUCCAUGUGGACAGAAGGUCCGACCGAGGCAGAGUCGAUGUGUUGUCAUCCUGCGUGAGAUCCCGAGCAGCACACCUCGGGAGGAGGUGGAGGCUCUCUUUGAAGGGGACAACCUGCCUAAGUUCCUGAGCUGUGAGUUUGUGAGCAAUGAUAACUGGUUCGUCACUUUCAAAUCGGAAACCGACGCUCAACAGGCCUACAAGUACCUCAGAGAAGAGGUUCGGGUGUUUAAAGGAAAACCGAUCAUGGUGAGGAUAAAGGCAAAAACUAUGGCCAUCACUUCCUAUGCUCCAAAGAAUGGCUACAGACCUGUGCCGCUGGACCAGUGUGCCAGUCAUUACAGCUACUUCCCCCCAAACACCUACCAGCAGCCCUGCCCCACACACCUGCCAGCACAGAAGCUGUAUGAGUUCACCAACGAGGUAUGGACUUCUUCAGCAACAGGAUACCAAGAAUGUGCAGAGCCUGCAACAUUGAUGAAUGAUUUCAUGAAUGGAUUCACAGCAGCUUCCGGUUUCAAACCUCACAUGCCACACAGGCAGAGGAGAGGCUCAAAGUGGUCAAACUCUGGAGACCGCUGGCAGUCCAAUCACAAUGGUUCUUUACACUUGCCAGAUCAAGCACCAGGGGAGCGUUCCUUAUCUCUUACAAAGCCGGGUCGAGGGCGAUCGCGUGGGAACGUGCGACGUCCAAGUAGAGGUGGAAGGAUGGAACCCAACAAGCAAGUAGUGUCACCCACUGGUGAUGGGGGAAAGAGAGGAAACUUCAGCCAGAGGAGGAGAGAGAACUCAAAGUCAUGGGACAAGUCUGCUGGAAACAACAAUAACGCACCAAGUCAGUCUCCUCCUCGUCAGCCAUCUCCUCCUCUUGAGCUCGGCCCGACGAGCUUCCCUCCUCUUCCUCAGGCAAACACUGCCAUAGCAACGGCACCUGCAGCUAACGGCAGUGUCAAGCAGAAUCCAGACAGUAGCAGUGGUUUAUGUGUAUCAGUGUCACAAGAGCCUCAAGCAGUCACACCACCGAAUGUGAAGGAGUGUGCAGAGACGAGCAGUGAGGCCAAACCAGCUCAGCCUGCACAGCAAUCAGUCGCAGAGUCCAAGAAGCUGAGCUAUGCUGAGAUCUGCCAGAAAGCAUCAUCCAAUGAGCCGGUGCCGCCCGCUGACCACGCCUCUUCAGAGGCAGAGCACAUCCUGGCCUAUCCUGGCCAAGUGUCCAAACCAGCUCUGUUGCCACAGUGAUCAUACUGGGAGGAGCAAAAACACUCAAGAGCUUUUUGUCCCAGGGUGUCAUAAGCUGAAAAUGUAUUAAUGUACCAUCCUAAUUACAUAACAGAGCUGCAUAUUUACUAUGAAGUGUAGUCUGCGUGUACAAAGUUAUGCGGCAUGAAGGUUACAUUAAGCACCAGCCUUUAAAUCAACUACAUUUAGGUCCUUAUCUUAAGUAACUGAAGUUAAUUUACUUAACCCUUCGUGAAUACUACUGACAUGUACUCAAGUGAGCUCUGGCUGGGAGUCUGUAUGCUGGCUGGUUCAGAACAGGGCAGGCUGUUGUGGGUUUGGGGUAACAGUCCACUCAGGAUGUUUAAGUUAUCUUUUCAGUUUUUAGAGAGGACAUUGGAAAGAAUCUGUAAAUGUUGAUCUGUUAGUUUCUGUUAUGCUUUGUUUCUUGGUUUGUAGUUCAGAUCAGUUUGAGAGCCAGGUUCCAUUUUGAUUUAGUUUUGUUUUGCUUAUGGCGCUGGCACUUCUUUUCCUGCCGUUUGUGUGUGUUUGAUGGUUUCUCUCUGUACAGGAUGUUCCGCCAUUUUUUUUCCAUACAUCUGUGUUAUUCUUUAGUCUACAGGGCCGCUGUGGGCGCACAUGAUGCUUUUCUCUAAAUAUUAGUCCUAGUCACCCUGUUUGUUUCCAUUCUCAGAUGUUGGGGAGAUGUCCAGGCCUGUAAUGAACCAAGAUCCAGUAUGUAUUAGUGACUAUUUCCCCUUGAGAAUCACUGAAUAGAACACCGAAUGGUUUAUCUUGGCAUGAUUUUUAAUUUAAUUUUAGAAUUUAAUUUAUGUCAUUUUUAUUUAUGUUAAACAGGAGUGUUUUGUGCGUUAGAUCUCUAGUCUCGCCUAUAUAGAGAGAAGAGUUUAGUUGAUUUACUUCAGUGUCACAAGGUCCAAUGUUCUGGACACAGGAGGACUCAUUUCAUAUUCUGGCUAGGUGUAGUAGUUCCUCAGUGUCUGUAAACAAGAACUGUUUCGGCACAAAGAACUUGAACCGUAUUUGAGAACUUGAAUUUGAUUGCACAAAGUCCAGGGCUCUUAUGUUGAAAAUAUAACAUUUUAAAUGUCAAACAGUUGUCAUGGAGAAAGAGCAGGCAUGGUUGUGGCACAUGUUACUUUAUCUGUACAGAUGUACAUAUUAAUAUAAUUGAAGAAAUAUUAAAGAAGUGCCUUUGAAGUUAAAAA
This is a messenger RNA of Scatophagus argus, 6531 nucleotides long. RefSeq lists its product as uncharacterized. The transcript has 16 exons. The record is from RefSeq and is a predicted model, not a curated record. Gene Ontology annotation, cellular component: cytoplasmic stress granule; cytosol. NCBI's taxonomy places the organism in Eukaryota, Metazoa, Chordata, Actinopteri, Scatophagidae. Gene Ontology annotation, molecular function: mRNA 3'-UTR binding. Bases 149 to 5323 code for a protein of 1724 amino acids. Gene Ontology annotation, biological process: positive regulation of translation.